Staurois parvus is the source of this 367-nucleotide messenger RNA. The record is from the annotation of a GenBank genome assembly. Lineage: Eukaryota; Metazoa; Chordata; Amphibia; Anura; Ranidae.
AUCUACACUGAUCAUCAGUGCCCUGAUGAUCAGUGUAGCCCCAUCAGUGCCACCUGUCAGUGCCCAUCAAUGUCACCUGUAAGUGCCCAUCAAUGCCACAUACCAGUGCCCAUCAAUGCCACAUAUCAGUGCCCAUCAGAGCUGCCUUUCAGUGCCAGUCAGUGCCGCCAGUCAGUGUUGCCUAUCAGUGCCUGUCAGUGCUGCUUAACAGUUUCAAUCAGUGCCGCCUAACAGUUCCUAUCAGUGCUGCCUAUCAGUGUCGCUUAUCAGUGCCAUAUAUCAGUGCCCAUCAGUGAUGCCUGUCAAUGCCCAUCAGUGCCACUUACCAGCGCCCAUCAGUGCAGCCUAUUAGUGCCCAUCAGUGCAG